Molecule: messenger RNA, 573 nt
Organism: Echinostoma caproni
Lineage: Eukaryota; Metazoa; Platyhelminthes; Trematoda; Plagiorchiida; Echinostomatidae
Source: the annotation of a GenBank genome assembly
AUCCGUGCGGCAAUGCGAGUGAUCUAUCCAAGGGAGACCCCAUGGGUGUGGGCUAAAUCGCGUGUGUAUUUGCGCGAGCUCAUCCGAAAAUACGUCCCGGAACUUCAACAAAAGAUCGAUCGUAUCUCGCCGUACGGAGCUUAUUUGGCUCAAGGACAAAAAAUGUUCAUGAAACUUUACAGUUGGGAAAAUCGACUAAUGUCUUUUAUGUUCCUGGUGGGCAUGUGGGUCGGCAUCCUAUUUGUACAGCCCUAUAUGAUUAUGGGCGGAAUGAUGUUCGGAUUCGCCGCGUGUUGGUUCCUCACGAUGGACUGGUUCAAAAGUCGUGCACGACACCGCUUAUCACUCCCGUCGGCGGAGGAAAGUGAAGAGGAUGAUUACGAGGAAUACCUGAACAAUGAAGAAUUUUUGGAUGAGGACCUGGAUUCGGAACCGGAAGAGCAGGAUCAGAAAUCCAAGCAUGGUCGGAAAAAGCCACUGAAAUUCAAGCUGGAAAAAGCGCGUGAAGUUUUGGGAACAUUGCAAUCCGCCAUGGAAACUGUAGCCUCGAUCUUAGAAAAGAUUGACUGGUGA